Molecule: messenger RNA, 5207 nt
Organism: Mytilus californianus (California mussel)
Lineage: Eukaryota; Metazoa; Mollusca; Bivalvia; Mytilida; Mytilidae
Product: deubiquitinase DESI2-like
Exons: 5
Coding region: 473-1060 (195 amino acids)
Biological process (GO): protein deubiquitination
Molecular function (GO): deubiquitinase activity
Source: RefSeq, a predicted model, not a curated record
AAAAAGAAACAUUGACGGAAACUUGAGAAAAAAAUAUAUUGCUUUCAUGCUGGGAAUACGAAAUGGAAUUCAAAUGCUCCCCGUAACGACGUAGAGAAAAUAUUAGCUAUUAGAACUAGGAAAAUAUAAAUAUAUUUUUGACAAAGUAACGUUUGGAAAAUUGUUUACGUUUCUUUUAGAUUCCACCCGUAUCCGCAAACGACAGCUGUCAUAUAGAUACGUUUAGUUCCUCUUGCGACUCUUUUUAUUUAUAUAUUGUGGACACGCGUGCCUUUAUCGUUUCUUGAAAUAUUUGCUGUAAAUGUUUAUAUUUGAAUACACUGUCAAUGAUAUUAUUUAUUUACAAAAGAAACCAUUGAUGAGUCAUCGACCAUGAAGACAAUAACACUUGUUAUUGACAGUCGUGUUAAUUAGAUUGUUAUGAAGUCCUGAACAAAAUUUUACCUGUUCGCUAUCUCCUCAAAAUACUGCAAUGGCUCAGGAGGCUGUUCUUGUUAAUGUUUAUGAUAUGUACUGGAUAAAUGAAUACACUUCUUCCAUAGGAAUUGGUGUCUUCCAUUCCGGGGUUGAAAUCUAUGGAAUUGAAUAUGCAUAUGGUGGGCAUCCAUUUCCUUUUACUGGUGUAUUUGAUAUUAUACCAAAAGACUCAGAAUCUCUUGGUGACCAAUUUAAAUUUAAACAAACAAUAAAACUGGGUAGCACAGAUUUUACUCCAGACGAUGUCAAGAAGAUUGUAGAUCAACUAGGAAAAGAUUUUAGAGGGGACCAAUAUCAUUUACUAAAUAAAAAUUGCAAUCACUUCACGACAGAAAUCACAAAAGUUUUAUGUGGGAAGGAACUUCCAAGCUGGGUUAACAGACUUGCUCAUAUAAGUACAUGUAUACCAUUCCUAGAACGAGCCUUACCGAAAGAAUGGUUAACACCUAUGGCACUUCAGGAAGCUAUUCAUCAAGAAGAGUUUGACUUAAGUGGGGCUCAGCAUCUACAUGGUGGCAGAAUGACUGAUAGUCAAUCAGAUCAAGCUCAUUCCUCUCAAAAUGUACACAAUAGAAGAAUAUAGAUUGAUUGUAAAACAUAAAUAUGUGUAGAACUGGUUGCAAAUGUACAAAUGUAGAUUUUUUGUUAUAAAAAUUGUUAAUAAGAUAAACAGAAUAUUUAACUUAAUACAUUGUGAGUGUACAGCGAUUUUCAUGUGCAUCCACCUGUAUGUCUACCAACAAGACUUUUAAGUUUUCCAGAUUAUAUCUUAAAUACUACAUGACCAGAUCUUUUGAAAAAAUAAAGACAAUCAUGACAAUGCCAUGACGCAUACACAUUUUUAUGGUAUUGAUGAUGAUUAAAGAACUUGUGAAGAAAUAUUUAACAUAUAAUGCUAUGUCAUAGUUAAGGUCAGUUUUGUUUGAUUUGACAUACUUAAUUGUAAAUAUGUAAAAAUCUCAAGAUCUAAUCCAAUACAUUUGCAAACUCUUAAGUAUGACUUGAUUUUAUCCUAUCGAUAUUUGUUUAUGAUAUUAAAAGAAUGUUUAAAAAUUCUGCUGAUGCAACUAAUGAACUUUGAAAUAUGAAAAAAAAGAUAACUUAUGGAAAAUUAAGUAUUGGACCUUCAAAGAAAUCUGGAUAAAUUUGAAUCCUAACUUAAAAAAGAAAUCCCUUUAGUUAUGAAUCCUACCUGAAAUUCUUUUCAAAUGAAAUGAUAAGCUAGUAGUAAGGGUUAUUAUAAGGUUAUAAAACUAUUGGAAUAAUUUCUCUUAGUUUGUCAAACAUUUUGGAGCUGUAUGCAAGUAACUACUCUAGUUUAAAGUUGUCUGAUUUGUGGUAAAAAUAUCUUCAUAUUGUGCUACCUUUAAAUGGCUGUAGUUGAAUAUCAUGUGGUUUAAGUGAUAAUCAGAUCUUGUCAUUUCUCACUAGUCACUAUGAAUAACAUAAAAUGUCGAUGCAAUACAUAUGUAGAUGAAUAUUUUAGUUUGUAGAUUUUCUGUCUCCAAACACAAUAUAAUAUGAAGUCAUAUAUUUGGUUAAAGGUUAUAUUGUUAUACCUUCAUAAUAAUUUCUUAUUUAACAGACCUGCCAACUAUCCCGAUUUAUGGGGAUAUCCCCUGGGGGGUUGGCCUGACUAUUUAAUUCCUCUAUUAUAUGAACUUUAUGCCUCAAAAUAUUUAUUCAGAUGAGUUUAAUGGAAUUUGAAUAAUAUAUACUCCUCAAAAAUCAUAGUACAUUUUAUUAAAUAUGCUUUAGGCAUGUAUAAAACAUGCACUAGUCCAGGUCUUUUUGUGCUUAAAAUCCCCCAUGGAGGUUUUGAAAAGUUGGCAGGUAUGAUUUAACUGUAUCAUGUUAAAUAGUGGGAAUUAUAGCUGUUUUAAAGUCAUGAAUCAUCUGUUCCAACUAUCUGUUGCAGAGUUUGGGACUGUUGUAGUGGCAGUAAUCUGUUGAUCAUUUGUUUGGCUAUUUCAAAAUUGAACUCUUGUGAUCUUCUGAUUGCCUGUUUGUGUUUGUUUUACUGAUUAUACCAUGUUUCUUUCUUGAAAUAAAAGGUAUUACUAUACAGUUAUAAGACAACAGUUUUGUAUUACCCCCUGGUUCUGGCUGUGGUUCUUUGCUUUGGGUCAAAUAACAUAGCUGUUCACCUUGAAUCCAGUCAAUAACUAUAAAAUGUCAUUAUGUUGUUUAAUUUUUGCAUCUUAUAGCAGAAAAAAUUAGGUUUUUGAAUGUAAUGUCAUUAAAAUUAUAUUUUUUGACAACAUGUAAAAAGCAUUGAUAUUGUUAAUAGCAGUACUGGGUGAUGCAAUAAGAAAUGUAACAGAUGUACACAGAGGAAAAUAAACAAAUGCGAUAAAGGAAUUUAUCUUGUUAACAGUCAAAUUCUACAGGGAUAUUGUAGAUAUAUAAAUAUAUCUUGUAAAUGUUUCACAUCAAAAAGAGGUAAUGAACUAUUACCCCUCACCCCACAAUGCAGAAUUAUUUUUUAGAAAGGAAAAAGCUAAUAACCAUGAAACAUGUAUAUUAUUUUUGUGUGAAAUGAGGCCUUUCAUAGUAUACUAUAUGUAGAUUUUGGCAAAUUCAGGGAUUUGUUAAAAUAUUGCUGCACUCAUUAUGUAUUCAAUACAGAAGUAUGUACAGAUAAAAUAUUUAUGAAAUUCAGGUGUACAGAAAUUGUUUUGUUUACCUGUUUUGUUCAUUUUAAUUGUGAGAUUGCAUGUAACAUAAAAAAAGUUGUUAAUUUUGAAAAUGAACAUGUAUAUAUGUGAAUUUUAAAUGUUUAUUUGUGUGUUUAUAUCCAGUACAUUACUAUGUUUGUCACCAUGUACUGACAAAUAUCAUACUUAUAUGAUAAUGUACUUUUAUGUAGGAUGAUACUGGUUGUGUACAAAAGUUCAAACAAGUUUUAAUGUGUUAAUGCAUUGUAGGUCAUCAAGUAUAGAAAAUUUACCUUUCUAUUUUAUAUUUCAUCACUGAAAGUUUAUCUACUUUGUUAUGUAAAAUUAGAUGAUACAAAAUUCUUUUUUUCUAAUAAAUUAUUCACUUAUAAAUGAAUAAAAUUGUCAAAAUCUCGAUUUUUUCUGCCAAAUUUAAUGACAUUUAUUGUUACUGGUUGAUGUAUUUACAUGUAAUUUACUCUUAAUAUUUCAUUCACAGAAAUGUAUAUGUUUAACUAAUUUUGAUCUACUGAGGAGUAUAUGUAUUGAUAUAGGUUAAUACAGAAAGAUGCUUGCAAUCAGAGUCAUUUGUUAAACAGAAAAUUUUUAACCAGAAAUAUAUUGUGACUAAAGGAUACAUUUAUUUGCAAAUGAUAAACCUGCCAUGUGUUACUAAUUCAAAAAUCAAAAUGCAGAAUGGAAUGAGGAAAAAUAUUGUAAAUAAAAUGUUCUGCAAUGAGUGUAGAAAAGUAUUGUAAAUGAUGUAGACCUCUAGGCAGAAAACAAUCGCUACUCUAGUUUUCAGAAAUUAACUUUUGAUUAAAAUACUUUAGUAUUUUGUGAAAUCUAUGGAUAUAAUUAGUAAAAAGACAAUAAUUUCUUUUUUAGUAAUAUCUGCGCAUAAAUUCACUGAUCUGAUUUUGGAUUUAAUACAAAUUUUUAAAAUUAAAGUAAACUUUCUAAGUAUUAUUACUCCAUUAUAACUAGAUUUGCAAUAUACCUUUUACAUUCCAUUCACAAAUUCUCAGAGAAGUUAAUUUAUUGCUUUUCUAAUAUUCUAAGACCUGAGUUGAAAGCAAGGUCAAACUUUUAUUAUUACAUCUAACCAUGUAGUUAGCUUAGUUGAAUUCCUGCCUUCAGACCAUUUUAAAAUAUUUUUGUUCCAUGUCUAUGUUAUGAUAUGUUAAUGUUUGGAAGAACAAGAAUAUGAAAAUCUUUGAUCAAUGUUUGAAGUACAAGUCAAUAUUUUAACUAUCGUUUGUUAGAUGUUUUCAGUGUGUAGAUGAAUUUUAAGGCAUACAUUUUCAUCUUUUCAGAAAAGGAGACACUUGUUAUGUGGAGCAUCUAUUAAAAAUAAAAAUUUUGCAAAGUGAAUCAAUUUUAGAUAAUAUCUUAAUCAUUAAUUCCAUCACAUUUAAAGUUACAAGUUAUCAGAGGGACAAAUGCUAAUUUAAUAGAUAUUUAGCUCUUGUUGAUAUUACAAUGUUUCACCAUAUUUCAAAUUAUUUACAGAAAAUGAACAGAUGCCCUUAGUUAUAACUAUUGUACUGUUACAUAAUUCAGUAAGCUAUAUGUCCUACAUGAUUAGUUUUGUGUAAUGAUAUGUAUUUGUGUGCAUUAUGGAAAUCAUUUCAUGUUAUAUUGAUACUUAUUUUUGUUAAUGUUUUUGUAUUUACAUGUAAUUAAUUUUUGACCUAAUGAAAUUUACUUCUAUGAAAACAUGAAAAUCAAACAAAUUUAGCCUCAAUCAUUAAAAGAUGCUUUGUAAGUGACAAAACCCGUAAGUUACAUUCAGGUUGUUAUGGUUUUCAUGCACAACAAAUAGGAUUAUGUGCAGUUUUGCCUUUUCAGCUUAUUAUUAAAUCAGUAGCUAGAAAACCAAAGAUCACAAUCUUUUUAUUUGGCCUUAAUCUAAACUUGGUUGAGAAUAUUAUGAUAAUAAUGUAGAUUUGGGUUUGGUAGAAGAUAUUGGCAGAUUUUGGGUGGGUAGAAGAUAUUUGCAGCUUUGGGGUUCGUAGUAUAUAAAUAACACAUAGCUGAGAGGGUGAUAGAGCAGAUUGCUAAGCCAAGGUU